Molecule: messenger RNA, 9443 nt
Organism: Pocillopora meandrina
Lineage: Eukaryota; Metazoa; Cnidaria; Anthozoa; Scleractinia; Pocilloporidae
Source: the annotation of a GenBank genome assembly
CAAAUGCCGCCGCGAUCUGUCUUGAGUCCAUUUCCUGAUCAGAUGGUAUGGAUAGGAGGUAGCGGGCCUUGAAGUAUCACGAUUGUGAAUAGGCUCCGUCAUGGGUCUUAUUUUCUCCAGGUGGAGGGUAAGUGCAGUUGAUUUGGCUUCUUGGUCUCGAUCGCGGAUUCUCUCAGCAGUGUCAAAGCAGGAAACAACUCUGUGGAUCCCAGCUGUUGCAUCUGAACACUUUCCACGAUCGUAGUAAAACUUUACUUUCUUUUCUUGGCAGAAAAAGGAAUCGCUCGGAGAAGUGUUAGAAUUACUGGAGAAGGUGAGGCUUAUGCAAAAGUGAAAUUUUAAUUGUAAUUUUUGACGGCUAAAUCGUUUUUAGGGUAAUUCACAAUUUUUGGAUAAAUGAUCAAGCUAUGGAAAUUUCACCAUCGGCGUGAAAAAUUUGUAGAAAGGUUUUAUCAAUACAGUAGCUAGUAAUAGUAUUAUAAUCAAACUGUUAUUUUUGCUAUAUGAGAAUAUGAUCAUAAAUGAUCGACAAACCGCAAAUAUGGCUGAGUUAAAUUUUUCAAAAAUUUCUUUAUUUUAGCCAACAGAUUUCACAACUAUUUUAACUUGAACAGACAUUACUUGUUAGAUAAGUCGAGUUUUAUCUUUCUUCAGUUAACGCUGGAAGAAAUUUUGGAACAAGCAGAGGCUCUUUUAAAGAUAACAUAACAAAAUGACUUAUUUGGCAUCUCACAAGAAAACUAACAUGAAUAAUUUUGUUUUAUUGAAUAAUUAAUUAUUGCCUUUAAUGUUUUUGGGAGGAGUUUGUACUGCUAACUCUGAAGAAUAAUAAUGAUUUCCAUAGGCUUCUUAUAACUGACACACGAUGCUAUUAUUCCAUGGUUGAAAAAAAUAAAAAAGGUCAAAUUAGAAAUGAAAUUUGUGUUAACAAUUUUGAUUGCUUGAUAUGGAAACAUUGUCCUUAUUAGGCAAUUUUUAAUAAGCUUCAGUGUGCAAUUAGAUUCCAUACAGCCAAAAGUAUUCCUACAAUUUCUUGCAAUCAUGGAGCAUUCAACUUCAUGAAUGCAUCAGAUUUUUUGUCUUAGUUACAUUGGCAAUGGUGUCACAAUAUUACCAAAACAACGAGUCAGUUCUUUAUUUUUACCUGUCUAUAUAUUUCAAAACUUUCUGAAAUUCCUGUGAUAUUCAUUUCUUCAAUCUCUUCUCAGGAUAUCAAAGCAUUGCAGUCCAGUCAGCAAAGAACGGAAAACCUCAGGAAGAAAUUUAUUGGUUCUCUGAUCCUGUACUCAGUUGUGAUGUACAUUUUAGCUGCUCUUGUGUGCUACUUCUAUGACUUUCCAAAGUCUUGGAAAGCUAAAAUUGUGCGAUCAAUUCCACUCCUUGUAUUUCCUUUUGUGUGAGUAUCAACACUUUAUCUGAACAUCCAUGUCAACCAGUUAUAGUGUUGCAGUAAAUGGUUUGAACCCUGGGAAAAUGUCAUAGUGUGCUUUGAUCAUCUGGGUGAGUGUAGUCCUGAGAAGGACUGUUGUUGGUAGUGGUGACUGACAUUUCAACUACCUGAGCGGAAGUCAUCAUCAGAGUUAAGUGAAUAGUUGUUGUCAGUCGGAUGUUCUAAGUCCAGUCUGUAUAAACUGAUUGGUCAGUUCUGCUGUGUUGUUGUUGGCUGCAAGACUCAAGUGGCAUAGGUUGGUCGUGAUUGCUGGGUCUUGAUCUGUUAGCAAAGUAAGGUCAUUCUGUUUGGUUCAUUUGUAAUGAUAAUGUAACGUAAAUGAGUUGUUUGUAUGGUGGCAGUAGUGGUUGAGGAGGUCUAUUCUUAGUUAGUGAAUCAGCUUUCCAGAGUCAGUUGUUGAAAGUAGUUGGUGCUGUAGGUUAGGCAUUGCUCAGAGUCCUAGUGAAUGCUGUGGUUUGUAGGUUGGUGUUGUUCAGCUAUGUGAUUGUUGACAUCAUGUUUCCUCAUUACUCCCUUGUGUUCAGUCAGUCUAGUUAUUGUGUGAAGUACACAGUAAGGACCCUCUCCAAAGGUAUUCCAACCAUGUUUGCUAAACUGUCAUGUGACUGUCAAACCUUAAAACAUGCUCCUCUUUUUUUUCCAGAGUGUAUUUAUUGAAGAGAGUGCUUCAUUACUUUUUUGUUCAAAGAAUUAGUAAGAAUGGUAAGGAACCUGACUGUUUUUAUGUCUAGUGCAUUUUAAGCUUUGAAAAUACUUUUUGUUCCUAAGGAAAGUAUACAGUGUCUACUCUAUACCUAAUAUAUUCCUUACUAUGCAGUCAUGAUCUUUUUACAUUGAAUCUGAAAGAUAGCUAAAAAAGUAGCAUGUUGUAAAUGAAUUUCUGAAAACCAUUGUUGUAUUCCCUGGUCUCUUAAAAAUUAUCAAACAGAGGGUCUUACUGAAUAGUAGUGCCUAAAUGUUUUUUUUUCGGAAAACCCAUUUAGUUUGUAUUUAUUUUAUUUUCAGAAAGAAGGCUGGAAGAGUUAAAGGACAAGAAGAGACAAGUUGUAAGUAAAAUGGAAAUGUUUUUAUAUUACUUUUGAAUAUAAUCUGAGGAUAUGGCUUUUGUUUACCUUUGGUCUUUAUUUUCUAGGCCUUUUUAGUUAAUUACAACUUAUUUUUUUUAUUACAUUGCUUAUUUGUGUGAAUUUUUAGCUUGAGGAAGUAAUGGAAAAAGAGACUUACAAAGCAGCUAAAGAUUUGCUGGCUAAAUAUGACCCCAAUUCUGAAGUAGUCAAGGUAACAUUAAGUGUUUCAUCAUGGUAUUAAGAUAAAAUUGUGUUGUAACUGUAACUAAGUGUCAGUUUUAGUAUUGCAAAAAAAAAAAAUGCCUGAUUUGUUUUUCAACAAGUUGUCAUAAUUUUUCUGACAAUACCUCAUGUUAACACAUUAUGUUUUGCUUUAUCUGCCUAUAAGUAACAAAAAAACAUUGUGACGAAUAACUAGAAAUUAUUUCAAUACCAUUUUGAAGGGAACAAAUGAAAUAAUUGGGGUUAAAAAGUAACAAAUUCUGAUCCACUGCAGAGAGAUGUCAUCUUAACUCUGUAAGUGCAACUAGCUCUGUUCACCUGUUGUAUUUUCAACUUUGUAUAUGACUGUUGCAGAGUUGAUGUAGGUAUGAAUCACACAAUGUGAUUUGUAUUGAGACCACGUUAGAGCAUGGAUUCAUCACAAGCAAAAAAAUUGUAUCAUGUAAAUAGUCCAUUUUACAGUUACAUGCUUGGUUGCCAAGCCUUUUAACAGGAGUGAGGCUAAGGGUGACCUUGUUUUGAUACAAACCUUGCUGCUUUUCUAAUGUAAAUUGCUUUUUUAUCAAUGACGGUAACUAGAUACCAGUCUCUAUGACAACAAGGUCACCUUCAGCCUCAUUCCAACUCAAAGGCUUGGCUUCUAAGUACACAACUAUAAAAUGGCCUUUUGCCCUUACUGGUUGUUCUUUUGUUCAGGUGGAAAGAAAAGAGACACCCAUUUCAACUCCUACACACAGUGUGCAGAGUCCAAGUGGCUCAAUGGGAACAGGUUAGAAUUAGCACUGAAGAUCUUUAGAUUAGCACCUUCCCAUUGAAUCUGUGUGAGAGAGGUGGUGGCCUAACUGUCAGGGGCCUGGGGUCCAUUUCUCGAAAGUCCUUGUAACUUAACUGGCCUGAAGCCAUAUUUUAAAAUCGAAAGUUAAAUAAUAGAGAAGCAGGCUCUGACACCUUAACCAGUCCAUUUUGUUUCUUCAGCUGAUAUUUUUGUUGUAUAAUUCUCAAAACUUUUUAAACUCCCAUCUUGAAUGAAAACAGAACUGCUUUACCAGCACCUUUAAGAAAUGGGCCCCUAGACUCUGUGUUAUGAGGUUCAAGGUUCAAGACCUGGCCAGGUCAUUUCUUUCUUUCUUUUGUUUUUCUUUUUUUUCAGCAAGACUCUACUCUCUCAGCCUCUUUCCAACCAGGGGUUAAAAUGUGUACUGGCUUUAUGCUUACAGAAACCAAGAUAAGCUUUGGCUGGAUAGGGUUCUUGAUUUGAGCGUGGGCUAUUUAAAAAACUGCUUCUGUAAAAUGUAAUGUAAAAUGUAAAUGUAAAAUAUCUGCUUUCCCCCCCACAAAUAAACAAAUAAACAUACCCUCCCCUUGUCAGCUAAUUUAGUAUGAUUGCCCCCCUCCCCUCCUUCCUGAGAUAAGUGUCCUCUUAGCCAUUUUUGUUGGCAAGUGAUCCUGUUUGGUAACAUAGUCAGGUGCUCUACUGCAGUCUUCAAUUGCCACAUUUAUGGUGUACUCUUUUCAGUUUUUGAACUUGCUAAGGUUUGAAAAAUAACUUCAAAGUGUGACUCUGUUGAGCAUCAGCUUUGUAAAUGAAUAUAUUUACCAUUUACAUUGUUUAAAUGCAAAUGUCAUUGUACAAAAAGGGUUUAUAUUGGGACAUCAUUUUGGAAAAUUUGAAAAAGCACCUCUCUUUAAUUAAGCAUGCACUCCCCCUUGGAUAACAAGCACCCCCUGUCUCAGCUCUGGGUGCUAAAUCAAGGAUUAACUGUUUAUAAAUUUAGGGAAGCCAAAGAGUGGGACUUGGGUGUUCUUCUUUCUUGGAACUAAAAAUCUUUGAAGUGAAGCUCUGUUGGACAAACCAGAGUGGGAAUGGGUUACCUUAACCUUUUACACCCAAAUAUUAAUGUUCUUAUUCUCCUCACUGUUCUCUUUAUAUUUCUAAUGAUUCUUCUGUCAGAAGCUUCUUGAAUUGGUGAUCAUUUCCUUGUUCUCAUGACUUUUAUUUGAUUCAAGAGUAAUAAAGCAAGAAGCGUUUAGAAGCCAGUCCCUUUUUAGGUACAGAGGGUUAAAAAUUCUGGAUCAAUAUCUGUAUCUGGGCAACUGCCCACCUACCCCUCCCCUAACCCAACAUUAACCCUAACUUGUUAUCAAUAGACUGUUGUUGGGUUAGGGGAGGGGUAGGUGGGCAGUUGCCCAGAUACUGAUAUUGAUCCAAAAUUCUUUGUGAUGAGGACUUUUUUCCCCCAGAAUUAAGACAGAGGAAUGCCCUGGGUAAGGUUGAAAGUCCAGGGGCUCCAUUACAGCGCACCAUCUCUGAGCCCUCUCUGGCAGAGUCUCCAGGCCAGAUGAACCAAUCAGGGGAUAGCAAACAGACAAAUCAGAAGGCAAUAGAGCCAAAGAAAUCCAACAGCCUCAUGAAUAUUCCUUCAAACUCAUCAGGUUAGUCUUGCGCUUUGCAGAAUUCAUUACAAUUUUAAAGUUUCUUUGUGCAUCGUAUAAUUUGAUGUUAUGAUACUGUUACUGGGAUUGUUGCUUUGUGACUGAAGAGGCCCCGUGUAAAACUUCAUCAUCCUUAAGUCUGAGGGUUGAUAUUGUCAGGUGGAAGUUUUUGCUUCACCUCUAAUUCAUAAUGAUAGAGUGUUUACUCACUGCUCUACAAUUGAAGUGGGAGAGAUUAGCUUUCUUUUUGCUCACGCUUCAGUGAAAAAGUAGUCAACAUUCCAUGCAAUUAUGAAACCUCUCUGUGAUGAACUGUUUGUAAACAAUCAUAAUAAGUAAUAUGAAUCAUCUCCUGGUGACCUUCCUUUCCUCUUUUGCAUCCCUUGAAUAACAACUGACGUUCGCCGUUACCCUUUGACCUCCCAGGUGCAGCAUCUCCAUUGCCCCCUGGUACGCCCCGCAGAGUAGCCUCACCAGGUCCCAUGCCAAGACCUGCUCAGCCAAUCUUACCACGAGAGAGAACAGCUAUGGAUAAAGUAAUUUUGAUCAUCUAACUCCAUGCUUUAAGCCUCUUUGUCUGUUUUAAUUAUUUAAUGGAAUAUUCGGUCUUCAUCCUUUACACCCUAACAUCAGUAUCCAUAUUCUCGAUACUGUUCUCUAUAUAUUUCAUUAGGAACUGAAAAGAAGAAUUUGCUUAACAAAGCAAGAGCUUCUUGAAUUUGUGAUCAUUCCCUUAAUUCAUGUGACCUUGUUGUUUGAUUCAGGGGGAAUAUGUGAUUGAUAAUAACUUUACUCACAAUUCAAGAUUACAAUUGAUACAAUUGACAAAAAUUAAUAUAUGAAAUUUCAUAAAAAUUCAAAAUCAUGUAUAAUGCAAAAGCAUUUAGCUUGAAAUUGCCCUUUAAAAAAAAAAAAAGAAAGAAAACUUUAGAUGCCUGCAGUGGCAAUGUUCAGGGGGAAUACUGUGGGGAGAAAUUAGUUGCUGGUCACUCUCAGGGGUUAACAAUGGCUUACACAAUGGAACUUUUUUUGCUUUUAGUUGGUGGAAUAUCUUGUUGGUGAUGGACCAAAUAACAGAUAUGCUCUGAUAUGCAGUCAAUGCCACUCUCACAAUGGAAUGGCCUUGAAGGAGGAAUUUGAAUAUAUAGGUAUGCUGUUGAAUUGAUCCACAACAUCUUGAAGGGGACACACACUAUUGAUUUUAUACAAUAUAGAUGCCCUGUUGAGUAAGAAAACGUCCUGAUCCCAAGCUUUUCACUCCAAGAAAAUUAUUUCUAUACCAAGUAAAAUUAUUAAAUUUUCAACUUCAAGUAUUGCAUUUCUAGUAUUCUGAUUGGUUCACGCAAUUCCAGUCAUCAGCUCAUAUUCUGAGUCACCUUAUGGAAAUGCAUUGCAACAGGCUGAAAAUUUGGGUUUAGAAAGCUCCAAACGUUUAGGAUUUUAAUGAAAUUUAAUAACACAAUUUUUCCACCUGUGCUUGUUGGAUAAGAGAUUGGUUAUAGAGAAUUGGUAGUGAGAACACUCAAACUUAUCAGAUAGAAGUUGUUGUCUUGAUCUAACACCAAAUUCUCUUAACUAAUUUACAAGGAAAUGUGUAGCAUCUAAAGGGGAGGAUUAAUGAUGAGAUCUUGGGAGUUAAAUGGUUAAAAGUAGGCAGGACUCCUGUAACACAUGAACUCAGAGUAUGAUGUAUUCCCACAAGUUCAACUCAGCUCAGUGAGCAUCCAGCUAAAGCUUGAACCCAGGUUUCCCAACCUGGAUUCCAGCACAUUGGUUGCUGGGCAGCUGUGUCUCUCCUCUUUUUUUUUUUUUUCAGUAAGAUGUAUUUUGCUGAUUGCUCUUUGUAUUAUUUUCACAACCAGCCUUUAGAUGCUGUUAUUGUUACCAACUCAACCCAGCAAAGAAACAUCGUCCCACUGCUCCAAAACUGGAUUAUGACACUUGGUCAUCUCCAAGACAAACCUCUGGACAAGGUGCUGGGCUGAACCACAGGAAACCCACAAAUUCAGUGCAGGCCAUGUUAGAGAAAAAGAAUGGUUUGUGUCAAAGAAAUAUUUCCUCUUGUUUUUGUUGAGAGAGUUUUUUUAAAAACAUCAUGUAGUGCCUAAAUUGUCAUGUCCUCAUUUCUUGUAGUAAGCAUGGUGUCACUUGGGAAGGACACAUCUUUCUCCACUUUUUGCAGUUAUUGUAGUUCUGUCCAGGCUAUUCAAACCUCAUACUAAUUAAUUGGUUAUAUUUCAGUGACACAAAAGGCAGAUGAGCCCAGUUCUGUGAAGGAGGAAGAGUUAUUGAAUGGUGAUGAUGCUGCAGUGGAGAAAAUCAAAGGUAAAAUGCAGUGUGUACUGAAAAUUCGUGAUAGAGAUGCCAGUCAGUUUUGUAAGAUGGGAGCUUAGUUUGUCCCAUCUUGUGACUGAAAGUUCUCAUAUGAACUAGUCUUGAGAUUUCUUUGGAAGAGGUUGAAGAAAAACUUCUCACAAGAAAAAAAAAAAUUCAUGAUAUUUUCCAAAUUUAUUACUUACUGAGUUCUUCAGAGAGUAGCUACACAUAAGAUGAUUGGUAUAUAAUUAUUACAUAUUUUGCAGUAAACUUUUUCAGGAAUUGUUUUUGCAGGUUUGUGGACACUCUGCACAAAUGUGCAAGAGUUAAAACUUCACAAACUUUUCAUGCUACAUAGCAAAUCCUUUUUCCAAACCUAGAUCUGAACUUGAUUCAAAAUCAAAAUCAUAAUUACUCAGGGUCACUUCUUUAGGUGAAAACAACUUGUAAAUCUUGCUACAUAAGUUUUUAGGUUUAUUCCCUCUGCUGUUUUCUCUAGUUUGGUCAUCUGUAGUUCCAUUCUGGUUUAUUUGGAUUUACAGUUAAAGUUUAAAUUGUUUGAAUUGCCAAGGGCAGUCCAUCAUGUACAUAGCAGUUUUAAACUAAUUUUCAUCAAAAUUAGUUUUCUUUCAUUAAGUUGCCUGCUCCCUGGUAACUCUUACUUAUGAGAUGGCAAGUCAAACCUUUCUAUCUUUGUUAUAUCGCCCAUCACCAUUUUUGUUUUGCUUUUGCAGAAACUGCCAACAGCUCAGACAUCAAUUUGGAAGACAAAGACUGUGACCAAGGGCACUAACAUGUUGUAUGCAGUUGUUGCUGUGGAUGAUUACAGUUUUGUUCUGUUGGGUACAAAGAUAUUUUAAAUUAUCGUUUAAAUGAGCAAGAGCAAGGUUGUUAUAGGGACUAGAAAAUACUGUGGUGUCAUGUGAUAUGCACUGAAUUUAUUUACAUUCAAUUCCAAAGGCCUCUAGUUCAAGUAAAUUCAGUUAAACCAUGAAAAGCACAAGAAGAUUAAAUUUCUUGUUUAGUCACAGAUUCUUUAUAGAUGGUUUAUUUAUUAUGAGUAUUAACGAGGAGUUGUUCCCUCUUAUGAUGGAGAUAUGUCAGAUACUCUGUUAGAUUAAUUUAUUGAGAGAAUAAAUGACACUUUUAACAAUAAAACUUUUGUGACUGUAGCAUACUUGGUAAUGUUUAGUGCAAGUAGUGAAAUCAAGUGUACUGUGCUAAAUUUUUUCUUAGAAUAUCAAUAUGUAAAUGUGGCAUGUUGUUUAACACUAACUUCUUGAAGCCAGAAUAACCAGGAAUGUUGAAUGUUUGGUGAACAGCGCAAAGAAUUUGUAUUCUAAUCUUUGGAGUGUAAGGGUUAACACAGCUUCAAAUGAACAUCUGGGUACAUUGUGUUCCCUUAAACCUUUAACUCCUAUGAGUGACCAAGACAGAAUUUCUCCUUACAAUAUCAUUAGAAUAUCAACCAGAUAAGUGAUGAGAAUAAAGAAAAAUAUCAAUUUGGUGAUAAUUAGUUGAUCCAACGCUCAAUUCUCUGAACUAACUUUAGAAGAAUUGUAUGGUUGACAGUAAGGAGAAUUACAAAUUUUGUCUGGGAGUUGAAGGGUUAAUUUAUGAGUUGAGCCCAAGAAUAAGGCUGUAUGCUUGAAUCAAUGUCAAUAUAUGAACAACUGCGCUCUUACCCCUCCCCUGACCCAACAUUAACCCUAACUUGUUAUCAGUUGAUUGCAGUUGUGUUAGGGGAGGGGUGGGUGUGCAGUUAGUCAGAUACAGACAUUGAUCUGAUUGCUUCAUUGAUACCACUUAGUAGAUCAAAUUGAGAAGUGGACAUUUUUUUAUGCAUAAAACUAUAUUUAUAGUUUAUUUUCAGCAAAAAGUGCAGCAUAACAAAUUGUAAAUCACAGAUAAGUUGAAAUUACAGUUGCAUGAGGCAAGUGGAAGUAAAGUUAAAU